Messenger RNA from Necator americanus (New World hookworm), 372 nucleotides. RefSeq lists its product as uncharacterized. Bases 1 to 372 code for a protein of 123 amino acids. The transcript has a single exon. The record is from RefSeq and is a predicted model, not a curated record. Lineage: Eukaryota; Metazoa; Nematoda; Chromadorea; Rhabditida; Ancylostomatidae.
AUGAAGGGCGAUUUCGCAAUACGAAAUCGACCACGCCGAUCGAAUGGCGCCGACGCCGUAGCGCCAGCGCCACUCGCUGACGGGCCGCAGGCCGGUGUCGAGAACACAGCCUCGAGUGUCACCACUGACACUUCACUUACCCAUCCGGUUGACAACCGAAACACACGGUUGACUACUGUCCAGAACCGCCGAAAACCACCACAGAUCGUCUGUCAUCUCCCCUCCUCCUCCUCGUAUUCCCUCGAAAACAGCGAAUCGCAGGCGAUCGCUUUAAUUUCAACUUGGAAAGUGACAAGUGUGGCGGUGACACCCACCGCGUCACGGGUGACACUCCGAUGUGUCAUCACUGACAUUUCACUUUCCCAAGUUUGA